Molecule: messenger RNA, 7383 nt
Organism: Myxocyprinus asiaticus (Chinese sucker)
Lineage: Eukaryota; Metazoa; Chordata; Actinopteri; Cypriniformes; Catostomidae
Product: coiled-coil and C2 domain-containing protein 1B-like
Exons: 29
Coding region: 255-2948 (897 amino acids)
Biological process (GO): regulation of transcription by RNA polymerase II
Cellular component (GO): nucleus
Molecular function (GO): RNA polymerase II cis-regulatory region sequence-specific DNA binding; DNA-binding transcription repressor activity, RNA polymerase II-specific
Source: RefSeq, a predicted model, not a curated record
AAUGAAUAUUCGUGUAUGCUCCGCCCACUGGAAAACAAUUUCACAGGAACUGAAGAUACUGACCGGUGUCGUUUGCUACUGUUGGACGUGAGGGUUAUGAAGCACUUCAUACGGACGGAAGGAGGAAGUGGAGACAGUUUGCGGUUGACGAGGAAAAGAAAGUGAAAUAACAGUUCAUAACUGUUUGCAGGAUUCGUGGGAGUCUGGCCUCAGGCACAGUGUUUGUCCAGUAAGUGGUGGACGAGCAGGAGGGAAUGUUUGGCAGGAAAAACAAGCGAGCAGCACCGCAGAAAGGCCAAGGCGCAGCUGCAGCCAAACAGAUGGGGUUGUUGCUUGAUUUCAAACCAGAUGAUAUGAUGGUCAUGGACCAAGACAUGGAUGACCCCGAUUUAGAAGCAGAAUUUGCUGCUAUUGUUGGGAAGAAACCACUGCCUGCUGCAACAGGGAAAAAGGCUGGUAAAGAAGAAAGAAAGUCAUACACAUCUGGGAUGGCACGAGGAUUCACUGACAUUACUUUUUAUGAUAAAGCCCCAUUACCAAUGGAGGAUAUUGCAAAAAUGGCAGAGGCAUGCAUGAAAGAUGUUGAUGAUGAUGACGAUGACAAUCUGGAAGAUGACGAAGAUCUCUUGGCUGAGCUACAGGAAGUGGUUGAAGAGGAGGAAAUAGAAGACUCAGGUGCCGCAAUCUCAUCCUCCCAUGUUAGUGCCAAAAUUCCUUCAACAGAACCGGCACACCAGGUCUCCUCAGUGCCUGGGAGCAUUGAACACACCUUAGAGGAGAGAAUAAACAUGUAUAAAAUGGCUAUUGCAAAUGCCAAGUCCGCAGGGGAAUCCUCUAAAGCCCGGAGAUAUGAGAGAGGCCUUAAGACACUACAAACUAUGCUGGUGUCAGCACGGAAAGGAGGGAAGACUGACGAAACGGAGAUUCCCCCGCCAGUUGCAUGUGGGGCCUCUAGUGGUCCCGAUUGGCCUCUUGCCCCACCAGCAACAUCACCUGAUCAGCAUGGGGAGUCUGAUAGCGCUGUUGAGAUCUCUCCUGUCUCAGUGGAAACCGUCCAUGUUGUCAUGGAUCCAGCACCAAACUCUAGAGAGGAGUCCUCUGGUGUAACCUCUCCAGCUUCCCUGUCAUCUCCAGAAGAGGAACAUGCAGGACAUGCUGCUGAAUCAUCCUCAGACUCUCCAGUCAGACAGCCCACAAAAGACAUUCUGCUGGAGCGACAGAGAGAGUACAGGAUGGCAGCCGUCAAGGCCAAACAAGCAGGAGAUAUUGAUCAAGCCAAAAUGCACGUGAAGGCCAGCAAGGGAUUCGAUGCAGCAAUUGAGGCUUUGGAGAAAGGCCAGUCGGUGGACAUGAGCUCCCUCCCUCCUUCUUUGACUCAAGUUACUCGUGUCGCACCUCAGGCAGCUGUUAAAGUCUCAACUUCUGCUCCUGAAGGGCAAGCUGACAAUGUUUCUGGCCCGGCUCAGCCCAAAACUAUUCUUGAAGCUUUGGAACAGAGGAUGGCCAAAUACAAAGAGGCCUUCACACAAGCUAAGGCCAGCGGGGAUGAUCGCAAGGCCCGCAUGCAUGACCGCAUCACUAAGCAAUACCAGGCUGCCAUCCGUGCCCAUAAAGCAGGUCGAGCAGUCAAUUACGAUGAACUUCCAGCCCCUCCAGGUUUUCCUCCAAUCCCAGGCCAGAAGGCCACUUCACCAGAGCAAGGAUUGGAUGCUGUGCUGGAAAUGGCCAAUAAGCUGACAUCUAAUGAAGCUGAUGCUGGUGCUGAGGAGGAAGCUGGAUAUGGGGAGGAGAAGGUGGCAGAAAAACCCUGCCCCGUAUUGAUGAGCAGUGAGAUCGCAAGGAGAGAGCAGACUGCAAAAGUAGACAACCAGAAGAAGCCCACUCUUGCAGUACAGCCAAUGGUACAGGAGCCCAAGAGGACCCCUUCCCCAGACAGGACAUCCAAAAGGGGGAGUCUGCCUGAUACUUCUCAGCAGCUGCUGGAGUUUCUGGAGGGCCGCAAAAAACAGUACAUGAAAGCAGCACUGCAGGCAAAGCAGAAGAAUGAUCUAGAGCAGGCCAAGACCCUCCUGCGCACAGCCAAGGGUUUGGACCCCUUGAUAGAAGCAGUGUGCAGCGGCAAGACAGUGGACAUAAGCAAGGUACCAUCACUACCUGGAGAUGAGGACUUCAUCCUGGUUCAUCACAGUGAUGUUCGGAUCUCUGAGAAGGCUGAGGAGGUCUACACUCAACUUAACAAACUACUCAAAGAGCAACAUGAGAAAUGUGUAACAUACUCCAAGCAGUUCACGCACAUGGGGAAUGUUGCAGAGACGACCAAAUUCGAGAAAAUGGCCGAACAAUGUAAAAAGAGUCUGGAGAUCCUUAAGCUGGCUCACAACAGGGGGCUUCAACCUCCUAAACAUCAUUUUGAGGAGAGAACAUACCGCACUGUCAGGAUAUUUCCAGAGCUUAGUAGUACAGACAUGGUUGUAGUCAUUGUCAGGGGGAUGAACCUCCCUGCUCCCUCUGGUGUUGCAUCAAAUGACCUGGAUGCCUAUGUCAAGUUUGAAUUCCCAUAUCCCAGUUCAGAUCAACCUCAGAAACAUAAAACAUCAGUAAUCAAAAAUACCAACAACCCAGAGUAUAACCAGAACUUCAAGCUGAACAUCAACCGUAACCACCGUGGCUUCAGGAGAGUGGUACAGUCUAAAGGCUUAAAGCUGGAAGUGCUGCACAAAGGUGGCUUCCUGAGGAGUGACAAGCCAGUAGGAACAGCCAACCUUAAACUGGAAAAACUGGAAGCUGAAAGUGAAUUGAGGGAAAUAGUUGAGGUUAUGGAUGGGCGAAAAGCCACAGGUGGUCGUCUGGAGGUGAGGGUGCGUCUCAGAGAGCCUCUGAGUGGGCAGGAUAUCCAAACAAUCACAGAACGAUGGCUGGUGCUGGAAGAGCCACAGGUGCUGCUGUAACUGGCACUGUGAUGUACAGAACUUCUUCUCAAAGUUCCAAGGUCUAAACAGCUUCUUCAAAGUGGAUGAAGAUAUGGAGGGUGAAAUCUCCACAGUGCUGCAAGCCUCAAGCACUUGCCACUAGAUGGAUAUCGCCAGGAAAUUUCUCAACACACUCUCUGUGCUUUGAGCCAUUUACGGAGACACAUCGUCACUUACAGGCUUGUUUUUAUCAGGGUAGAAGAGGAUGUAAUAGUUGAGGGUGAUUAAAAAUACAAUAGAUAUUAAUAAGGGGAGCAGGAACACUUGCGUGAGAUUAAUAUUCCUUUUAAAUCUGCCUUUUGAGAUGGAUUGCCUCUUGAUUUUAUAAUAACCGCUCACCCCAACUGUUACGUUAACGCAUUGGAGUUGAAGCCAAUGAGAGCUAACCUUUUUUUUCUGCUCUGGGAUGCACUUACGCCAAAGUAAUCACUGUUGCUGCAGUAAGAUGAAUGACUUAAUCUGUUCUCCCUCGUACUAGGAACCUGUGGCUGCCAUACCAUUAACACCAAUGUGUGAUUGCUAUGAAAAUGAGGUAAAUGCGAUUAGCUAUGCAAAAAGGUUUGCAUUUGCAUCCCAAACAUUUUGUCAGACAUUUCAAAACUUGUUUACAACCUAUUUAAAUUCUCUGCACGGUUUAACAUGGGUUGAUUGUGCAUAGGUCGUGCCAGAGUACUGUCGUUAUAUAUUAUUCCAUAUAAAUGCCAUAGAAUAGCUUUUGCUAAUUGAAGAAGAUGUGAAUUAUUCAUUAAAGGUUCCAAAUAGUAUUGAGCUUGUAAGCUUGAAUAAGCUUUUUCAGCACUUUGUUGACAAUCACUUGUGUAUCUUCUGAGGUCUAAAGAGCCAGUUUGGUUAAUACUUAGCAAAGGUAGUCUUAUGCAUUCAUUUGUAUAAAUAAAUAAAAGUCCCUUUCAUUAUUUAUGAGAGUUAAAAUUGUUUGGGUUAUAACCGCUGUUGCACUUCAUGGUCUUGUCCUGUAGGGAUUGCAAAUUUCUCAAGGCGCUUUACAUUGUGUUUACAUUGCGGUCUAGUGUUUACCUAAGAUUUAAGACACACGAUUGCCACCUUAUGGCUUCAUUUGCCAUAGCAAUGACCUUAGAAAUCUGUUGUUUAAUAUUUACUUCACAAGUCCAAAAUUACCUCAUUUACACUCUUGAAAGACUCCGUUUUGGGAUAUGUUGGAUUUAAAAUUUGUAAGAAUUGACCGGCUUUUCAUUUUUAGGCCUAGAUAAUGUGCAAUCUAGGUCAGCAAGUCUAGUUCUUAUUCUGUAUAGCUCUGUCCAUUCAUUUCACUUAGAUCUUCCCAUCUCAUGUGAAUUAUUUGGUUUUUAAACAGCUCUGGCACAUUCAUUAUAUUUUUGUUUCUUUCAUCAAUAUCUGGGCUUAUUCUGAAAACUGACUCUUAGUUGUCUGGUCAAGUUACUCAUACCAUAAACUAUUGUAUUCUCUUUCCAUUUCACAAAGUUUGUGAACUUUCAGCUGUUUUUUUUAUUAAACGUGAGAAAUGAAGAACUGUAGUUCCUGAAAUUUUUCUUCGACUUCUCAUUAAAGGAAAUGUUUCCUUUUAUUCUAACCUACAUUGCAGUUUCUCAAUGUUGCAAGAAAUUAUUUUCAGCAUCAUAUUGUGCAAAGAUAGCAUAUUUUUGUAUACUCAACAGGUUUGAUAAAGACUGCUUUUAUUGACAUUUGUAGUGUACAAGAAAUGUUGUAUACUUUUUAUUUUUGGCUUUUCAUACAUUGCAAAUUCACUUCCAUUUUGCCCAUGUCAAUUUUUUUAGUGUAUAAUCACAGGUCAAUCCAAUCCGUAAUGUCUGAAUAGUUUGUACAAAUAUGUUCUUCCAAGCAGAUCCACACCUCUGAAAUGUUGCUCCAAAAUGCAAAGGUUUCUGGAAAACUACUGUAAGUUCUUGUUGGUUUCAGCAUGCAUGCUGUCCUGUUACUGGUUCAGGAGGACUGUCAAAAAUAAAGGCUAUGGCAAACAAAACAAUAACAGGUUAUAAUUUUGGAUAUACAAAAAUGCACACCUGGAAAGAAUGCCAAAGUUGAAUGCAGAGUAACAAAGGGGUGUUUUGGGCUGCGGGAAGAUAAUGCAGCUUUCAUGUAAUGCCAUUUAUUUUUAAUGAACAAUCUUUUUCCAAAGCUGUCAGCAUUCUUCAGCUAAACACAUGAUUUAUGUCUCAACUAUUGACCUGCUACAGUAGGUCUGUGAGGUUCACUUGCUGUGGAUAUUUAUAUCAGCUGCUGUCCUCAUUCAUCAGAUGCUCUGAAUGCAUCUCACUGAGCUCACAGAAUGACACUGCCAUUUUAAAGUCAUUAUGCAAAAUAGGAGAAUAUGAUACCAUGCCACCUUAACUCUCUGUCUGGUGCUCUGUUAUCUGAUUAAAAGAUUAACUACAAUUUGAUUGUCAUUGUCAAGGUUCUACUUCAGUUUAGGUCAUUUUAAUUAUUGACUUGUUAACUAAAAAGCUAUGGUUAACAAAGCCAUUCUGCGGCGUCACAGUGCCUUUAUUUCAGUUUAGCAUGAUUGACAAUGAGUGCGUAUACAUGCACAAUCUUACACCGAUUAUGCGUACUAAGCCGACAAUGUGCAAGGUCGUGUAAAUGGCCUAAACAGUUUUCCUUUGUCAGGGUAUAAGGUCAUAAACAGUUUAAGCAUAAACUAAUCGCCACAUAUACAGUAGACUUUAGCCCGAUUUCGUUCUGCAUGUAAACACCAUUACCAGCGUUGUCGUAAAGGGUAUAGCUGUAGACAGAGCUCCAAAAAGGGGCAGGAGCUCCAAAUCACCAGCAAAGAUAUAGGGAGCACCAUACCUAACCAUAACUGUCUGUGGAGGCGUCACCCCCUUUUAGAGUAACCCCACCCCCUUCUGGAGAAACCACACCCUAUUUGGGAGAUUCUACCCCAUUUGGCGAUCUCCGUACUGCAGCUAUACCCACUUGGUGUUGUCACCAGCUUAUCCAAUGUAUGCAAGUUUUGUGCGCAUUCCUGUUUACGUUUUCACGUCAAAAGCUAAUCCCAUGUAAGCACGGUUUUCUUUUGUUUUUGUUUUUUUAAGCUGAUUUUUGGUUAUUCAAAAAAUUGGUGAGUAUGCAAAUGCACUCCAUAAAUCCAACUGACCUUGGAAUAUGAUGUCUGAUGAUGGGCAUAUCAGUUUCUGAAAUUUGAAAUCAAAUGCCCCUUUCUCUGAAAAUGUUAUCGACGAUGCCCCACAUACUGUACAUUGAGCUCCUUAUCGUAUAUUGAUAGUUAUCUAUUUUGGAAGAGUGUCAGUAUUAUACCAGAUAACCACAGAAGGCAAUCAAUUUUCUGAAUGAAAAAUCAAGUUCAUUAAAACAAUAAGCACUGCUCAUGAAGAAAGUUACAUUUUUAUAACACAUUAUAUCUGUAAAAGAAACAAACAUUUUGGGGAAAACCGCUGAUAUUUACUCAACUAAAGCAUAUUAACAAUAUUCAUAGCAGCACUACAGAAGCGCUGUUUCAAGACAUAAUAUAUCUUUAAACACUGUGAGAAACCCAUUGAGUUAAUGACCCCGAGUUGUCAAUUUAAUUAAUGACUUGGAGACCUCGUGCCAAAAUCCAAACUUUCCUCUUAUUAUCAACUAAAAUAGCAUCCAUCUUUCAAGAACCCUUAAAUCUCAGUUUCCACUCUUCGGUAGGGCUGCAACUAACAAUUAUUUUGAUAAUGGAUUAAUCUAACGAUUAUUCAUUAGCUCUUAACCGAUUAUUCAGCUUGUGCCCGACUUAAAAGUUUGUAUUAAACGUGCUUGCAAACAAUAAAGAGGACAAAAUCAUCUUUUAAAAAUACCUCUAAACGACAUUCACUGAAUUAAAGGGAAAAAAUAAUUUUUAUUAAGUUUAAUUCAGUAAAGAAAUUCACUGCAAAAAAAAUCCUAUUGUUAUCAAGUGUUUUUGUCUUGUUUUCCAUUUAAAAUUGAUACAUUUACUUGAAGCAACAUAUAAGAUAUUUACACUUACUUUAAAAUAAUGUAUCUUAAAUAUAAGUGUAUUUUGUAUAUAAGUAUAUUUUUUCACUUGGUUAUACUUCUGUGUGCAGUAAAGACAAAAUAUACUUAUAUUCAAGAUCUAUUCUCUAAAAGCAAGUCUAAAUAUAUUAUAUGCUGCUUCUCAGGUGAAUUAAUCUUUUUUUUUUUGAAAGGAUUUUUAGAUAUUUUAAAAUAUGUGCAUUUUUAAUAUUAUAUUCAACAUUCUCAGAUAACAAUGUUUUCUUCUGCAGUAUAGCUGCUAAAGGAAUUGUACUUUGUUUUAAAGGAGUUUUAGAUAUUUAUAUUGGAAAACAAGUCAAAACAAAAACAAAUCAAAAACGUAUUUUGUUGCAGUGUAUAAUGGGGCAAAGACUACCCUCUCUCACCUUUCUGUUCACUUCAAUCCAUCUUUAACUCACAAAAAUCAAACAAA